This is a messenger RNA of Sphenostylis stenocarpa, 771 nucleotides long. Lineage: Eukaryota; Viridiplantae; Streptophyta; Magnoliopsida; Fabales; Fabaceae. The record is from the annotation of a GenBank genome assembly.
AUGUUCGAAUUGAAAUCUGGCCAAGCCAAAUGCGUAUCAGAAAACAUAAGGAAGAAUUCAAUGACAUUGGGCAAUUACAGUAUCCUCAAUCCCUACAUUGAUCAACUCUUGCCUGAUUCUCACACUGUCAGUGUUCGGGUGAGUUGGCGGAGUGGUAACAAUGACAAAUUAUAUCACCAGAAUGAACAUGUUCAAUCAGGACAGUUUGCAUUUGUGGCAAUAGAAGAUGGCGAUUACAUAGCAUGUUUCUGGAUUGUCCAUCACAAACCCCAGACAACCCUAACAAUUGAUUUGGAUUGGAGAACAGGUGUUGCAGCACAAGAUUGGUCCAAUGUUGCAAAGAAAAGCCAUAUAGAUACAAUGGUACGUGAGCUACAGAUUUUACAGGAAGUUGUUUCUUCCAUUCAUGAGGAGACUAUUUAUCUUCGUAAACAAACAAGAAAUGGAACUGCAGAACUGGACAACCAACUCCAGUUUGUUGUGGUUGAGUUUGCUUUCACUGUUUGUCUGCAUGUCAGUAGCGGGGCUGCAACUACGACACUUGAAGACCUUCUUCGAGAAAAAGAAAAUCCUCUGAAAUUUUAUAAUGUUUCUCAUAAGGUGCUGCUAAGUAUAUUAGCGCAUCUGAUGUUGGAAUAUUUCAUUGUAAGAACACCCUCCCUUCCCUUUGCCCCUCCACUGGGCACAACAUCCUGGAACUGUGAGGAACCUCGUCAACAUCCUGGAACGGUGAGGAACCUCGAUACUGGACCCUCAUAUUUAUCAAAAUAG